AUGAACUUCUGCUCCCCGCAUCGUUUGCUGCAGUACUCACUUGCAGAGUCACCGGGAUCCGUUCCAGCUGAUAGUGAGGACGAAGACAUGGAGAUUGCUUCGGAAAACGACGAAAACCACUCUGUGGACCGCCUCUUGCAGACCACCCCAACCAACAUCGAUCAUGAAGCCUUUAUACUCGGCCCGCCUGAUGACGGCCCAAGCAGUCCACACCCUUCACCAUCUGAGAUACCCUUCUACUGGCAGACAUUUGUGGAGAAUGUCGAUCCUCUAGUCAAGAUAUUUCACGUCCCGUCGAUGAACCAGUUGAUGAGAGAAAUACAGCGCAACAUUGGAUCCUUGAGCCCUGCUGAAGAUGCGUUGAUGUUCGCCAUCUACCUUGCUGCAGUGACCUCCAUGACACCAAACGAAGCACAAGACCUUCUUGGCCAGGACAAGGAAACCCUGGUUGCACAAUAUCGGCUUGCUACGAAGAAAUCGCUUGCCAGGGCAGAGUUCAUGUCGUCUUCAGACCUGAUGACAUUACAGGCCGUUGUCUUGUUCCUGUUUUGUCUGCGCGAAAGCGAUCAGUCGCGGUUCACUUGGACCAUGACCGCACUCGUCAUUCGACUAGCACAAGGCCUCGGAAUACACAGAGUCCGCCGAGGCACUGAUUUAUCUCCUUAUAAUACCGAAAUAAGCCUCAGACUUUGGCUUAGCAUCUGGCUGCUGGAUUUAAGAACCGCAUUGGACCAAGGGACGAAUUUCCUGAUCACUGAGGAUCCUCCUGACUCGGUGCUGCCGCUCAACAUCAACGAUUCUGACCUUGACCCUGCCAGCGUGGCAUACCCGCCCUCGAGAACCGGCAUGACUGACAUGGCACCGAGUCUGAUCAAGUACGAGAUUGGAAUGUUGAUGAAGAAAUUGGCACAACCCGACAGCAAACAUGCACUCGACCAGGAAGAUAUGCAACAAAUGACGGCCCUUUGUAGGACAAAACUGGAAGAUGAAUACAUGCAAAACUGUGUCGACGACCACUCCUUCCACCGUUUCACGGCGUUAACCACACAACUCUUCUUUGCCGAAGCACCGUUACUCAUCUAUCACCAUGCUUUGUCCUCCGGCUCGAUAGAUUUAUCAGCGGCCGCCAAAGACCGAUUGCUGAACGCAUCCAUCGAGACAAUCCAGUGCUCUCACGAGCUCGUAACGACAUGGGAAUGGCCACGCUGGGUGCGACAGCCCUGUAGUUACGUUCACUGGCACGCAAUAUCAAUAAUCAUCGAAGAAUUAUGCGCUCGCUCGGGCAGGACGGAAAUUGCGCAGAAGGCUUGGAACGCUAUCGACCUUGCGAUCGGGUGUUGGGGAUCCCCGACGCAGCAACAAGAUGAACUAUGGAAACCGCUGAUAAGAUUAGCGAAGAAGGCUAGGAAGAAGCGUGCGGCAAUUGAGCUCUUACACCAGGACUCAACUCGGACAGACGGUAAUCCGGACGAUCAGUUGAUGUCUGUAGAUUGGACCUUAGCAAACCCGGAAAUACCACUCUGGCCGACGGAAAUUUCGCCUGGAUACCUUUACGACGACAUGGGCGAGGAUUUGCUCCUUGGGUCAGGUGGGAGUCCAAGCGACGUCAUCAGUUAUAUGAUGUAA
Molecule: messenger RNA, 1626 nt
Organism: Ilyonectria robusta
Lineage: Eukaryota; Fungi; Ascomycota; Sordariomycetes; Hypocreales; Nectriaceae
Product: fungal-specific transcription factor domain-containing protein
Exons: 3
Coding region: 1-1626 (541 amino acids)
Biological process (GO): DNA-templated transcription
Molecular function (GO): DNA binding; zinc ion binding
Source: RefSeq, a predicted model, not a curated record